Melopsittacus undulatus (budgerigar) is the source of this 2841-nucleotide messenger RNA. RefSeq names its product pleckstrin homology and RhoGEF domain containing G7 (gene PLEKHG7). The record is from RefSeq and is a predicted model, not a curated record. The transcript has 17 exons. Gene Ontology annotation, molecular function: guanyl-nucleotide exchange factor activity. The coding region runs from base 1 to 2523 and encodes 840 amino acids. Lineage: Eukaryota; Metazoa; Chordata; Aves; Psittaciformes; Psittaculidae. Gene Ontology annotation, biological process: Rho protein signal transduction.
AUGCAACAAACAAAGUCUGAAUAUUCUCCAGACCUGGUCAAGGAAACCUGCAUCAGUGUGGAACUUCCAAACAGGGAAGCUGAUCAUCAUAACGAAAAUGUUGCUUUGUCUGGAAGCAGCAGUCCAGAAGAUGUCUCCAGCUGCUGUGAAACACAGGCAGUAUCAGUUUGUAUGGAGGACACUGCCAUGCCUCCAGACGACUACAUUCAAAGACAGGGCUAUACAGAGCCUUCAGUUCUGAAGCUUCCUGUGGAGGAGUCCAUUGGGAGUCACCACACACCCUUCCAGUUUGACCGGCAUGCUCUGGCCAGAAUUUCCACUUCCCCAACUUUAAGACGUCUAAGGAUGACCUCUGCUUCACAAGCACUGUCACUCCAGGACUGUUCUGACACAGCUCAGCUAGGGAAUUUAAAGGAAUACAACAGCUCUCUCCACCACAUUUGCAAGAGUCCACCUCGGUGUACUACAACUUCCUCAUUGUUGUUGCCUUCUUGUGUUCAUGCAAAAUUACUGUCUUCCAAAGCCAAGCCUGAAACAACUAGUGCAAACUCAGUAUCUGCCAGCCCCAGAUCAAACCUGCCAAGCCAAAAAGGUCCUCUCAGCAAUGGCAAUAUCAGUGAGAGACUCCAAAACUCUCAAAGAGCCAACUGUGCUACCCUGACUAGGAGAAUCCCUAGUCUCACCCCUGCACCACAGGAGGAUGUCCAGCAUCUGGAUUGUAUAAUACCUCAGCUGCCCAAGACAUUACAUUGUGGCAUCACUGAAGGUUUCAGAAACACCUUAAUACAAGUGUUACCAACUCUUAAAACUUGCACUCGCUUCCCUCAUAAAGAAGUGAUCUGCCUGCACUGCUACUUAGCUACUGACCAUUUGAAUGGAGUCUUCAUGCAUCAGUCAGUUGAAGACAAUAAAAAAGGCAGCUGUAGACACCAGUCACUUUGCAGCAGUGCACUAACAAAAUUAAUUAGACAAGAAGGGCGCAGGCGUAGCUCUGUGGUAGUGAGUCUGCCGGGACUCGAGGUGUUCCCUGGAGACCUCCUGGUGUCAGACACUGCAAUGGAUUACCUGCCCCACGCCGCCCUCUUCCUAAGUGCAGAGUCCAAAAAAACAAGGUGGCCAUUUGCCAAAAGAGGAGUUGGUAAAGACAAACAGAAGCAAGUAUCUGAUCUGGAAAACUGUCUUUCAACUCUUAAGAUCAUAGACUGCAGCACGUAUGAAUUUUUCUGCUUUAAGAGUAAAUCUUGGCAUGAAUUUAUGAAGGCGCAACAGACAGAGCAGAAAGAUGUCGACAGCCGGUUCGAAGUGAAAAAAGAAGCAGCAGUGUGGGAACUUUUCACAAGCGAAUGCACCUACUUUCUGGAUCAUUUGCUGGUCCUCAAAAUGGUAUUUAUGAACACUCUAAAAUACCUCCAGAGUAAUGAACUUCUCUUGGAUGUGGAUUUAUGGAGACUUUUUGCAAACUUAGAAGAGUUAAACAAGAUAAGUCUCAGUUUUCUGGAAACUUUUUUUGAAGCCGUGAAGGAGCAUGUCAGAAAGUCAAACACUCCAAUGGAUUUCAGCUCCAUACUCGGAAAGUUUUUCCAGGGUGACCUCUGCCAGGCACAUCAGAUUUAUUGCCUUAAUUAUACCUCCGCUGUCUUCUACUUGGAAAACCUGAGACAGAGAGAAGAUUUUGGCAUCUACCUGAAAUGGUGUGAACAAAAUGAGCAGUGCAAGAGACUGCAUCUGUCAGAGCUGCUGGUCGCUCCUUUGCAUCGACUGAUGCGCUAUCCCCUCCUCCUCAACAACAUCUGGAAGAGGAGCACUGAUGAAACAGAGAAAGGCUUUAUCCAGUCACUUAAAGAGAAGGUGGAAAAGUCCAUACGUGAUCUGGAAGGUAAAGUCAAGUGGCUGGACAACUUUCAGAAGUUCAGGCAGCUGCAAGAGGUCAUAAUUUGGCCUCAGGUCUGGGAUCGUGACAAGAGAUUCUUUGUCCCAGAGUGUUUGAAGCAAAGCCUAAGGGAAAACAGCAGUGAAAACAUUUUGUGUUCAACGAACAGACUUCUCCUUCAUGAAGGGAGGCUAACACUAGCAGAAAGCACAAGACUCCUUGACAUCUACCUCUUCCUGUUCAACGAUUUCCUAUUAAUUACCAAAAUUAAACGUCACAGAAAGAAAUAUGGGAGCUCAGACACCAGUUUAAUGCCUGCCUGUCCUUCCCUAACUCCUGAGCUGCAGUCCUUCAUCAGAGAGGGUGGAUUUUGCACUGUCUUAGACCAGCCCAUCCCACUAGACAGACUGAUACUGAAAAACGUUGACCCCAUCCAUGUUACAGUCUUCAGCCUGCGCAAUGCUUUCCUAAUACAGCAUGAAAAUAGGUACCGUCAGUGCAUAGCAGUCUUCUUGCUACAGGCUCAGACAGAGGCUGCUAAAAAAACAUGGAUGUCCCAGAUAGAAACAGCAAUCUCCAAUUACUCUGUGCAACAUGAAAUCAAGAAAAGCACCGCUUUCUGCCUCCCAGCUGAAUCCUCUGGAAUUCAAUAAUGUCAGCACAGCACUGACAGAGGCAAUGGAAGACUAUUGUGGUGAUAACACACUUAUAUCUUCCGGGAUGCCUUAAGUUUCUGAAGCUAAUAGAUUUCUGACUCGACUAGGCAAGUGUAAGGAGUGAAUGCAGAAUGCAGGGAUAAACUGAAGGGGGCAAUGUGCCUUGCAGUAAGUGUAUCACUCUUAGAGGCUCCUUUGCUUCGACUAGGGUAAAGCUCUUGCCAUCCAGGGGAGCUCUGAUACAGAUUGUCGUUUCCUAGAAAGCAGGACAGUGGAAACACCUAUGUUGGUGAGGAGAAUACCUUCACGAGAAAA